Molecule: messenger RNA, 562 nt
Organism: Drosophila kikkawai
Lineage: Eukaryota; Metazoa; Arthropoda; Insecta; Diptera; Drosophilidae
Source: RefSeq, a predicted model, not a curated record
UUAUAUUUGUAUAUAGAAAACAAUUUCAUCUUAUUCACAUUACUCUUUCUGUCAUUUUUAGUUUUGUGUAAUUAGAACAAGCUAAAUUAUUGAAAUGUGCAAAGGACUGACUCGCAAGGGCUUUUGUUAUUUAACCAUAGGCAUGACCUACUCGGCUGGAGUGGUAGAGAUAUCCCACGGAUUCUCGAAUCUGAAUAAAGACGCACCAAUGGCAUAUAAAACUCUGCUGAAGGCCGUGAUCAUCACCUGGGUCCUCAUACUGAUUGUGGGCAUAUUCCUGAUUGUGGGCACAUGUCUGCCAGAUUCUCACAGAAGAAGUAAACGCGUCCUACUUAGGAUCUGGGUAUUCUUUGCUCUGGUUUUCGGAGUCGCAAUUUCAUGUAUUAAAGUAGCGACAGUCGUACACCAAUGGCAAGAAUAUGGAAUAGAGAGAAAUAUAGUGCGUUCGUUGGUGAUUUGUUUUUUCCUAGUAUUACUAGUUUUCAUGAUGUACUUUCCUUGUCAAUAUGUUCAGGAACUGGAAGACGAAAUUGAUUUCUAAUAAAUGUUGUUAUCAUUUUAA